AUGCUGACCGGCUCUUCCCUUGCCGCGCUCAUAGCGCUCUCCGCGCUUUUUUGCUACCUGUAUCAUGAGCUGCAUUAUCGCCGGAUCAAGCAGUUUGCACAUUACCCACAGAUGAAGCCUUCGUUGAUAUGGGGUCAUCUCAAGUUAAUCAAAGCCUUCCACCGGAAACGUGGUGAGAAAGGGGGGCAUAUUGAUCAUGUUUUUGGAGACAUAUGCGAAUCCAUGGGCAAUCCUCCAGUUUUGCUUCUUGACUUUCGUCCUCUCAAUAGUCCUGUACUUCUCGUCCGCAGUCACGAAAUUUCGGAGCAAAUAACACGGCAAUCGAAAAUGUGGCCCUAUAGUACUCCGAAAGCUGAUACAGCGCAAUAUUUAACGCCACUGAUAGGAGAAAAUUCUAUGAUUAUUCUUUCGGGCCCCAAGUGGAAGGAUAUGAGGAAGCAUUUCAAUCUCGGAUUUGCUCCCCAGCACUUGAUGACUCUGCUACCCCUCAUUAUGGACAAAACUCAGGCCUUCCUCUCAAAGCUUGAUAGCCUUGCCAGCACUGGCGAGGUUUUUGAUCUUGACCCGCUCUGCACAAACCUCACGUUUGACAUCAUUGGUGCCGUAACUAUGGGCGUUGACCUUGACGCGCAACUCCCCGAAGAACAGCAAGGAGAUUUCAUCAGAAAUUACAAAGCAUUACUUCAAUCUUAUAAGGAACCUGGCAUUCUAAAAUGGAGGGGGAAUCCACUCAUCAAACGGCGGCGCAGAGUCCUCUCACAGGCAAUUGACAGCUUCUUAGCGGAAAUUGUUCGUCACAAAUUCGAUGAUAUCAAGGAAGACAAAGGCUUGUCCAGCCGAAGCAUCCUAGAGCUAAGUCUCAAAGAGGCCCAUGCUCUAACCAAAGAGCUGAUCGACAACACCAUCGACCAACUCAAGACCUUCAUGUUCGCAGGGCAUGACACUACAAGUAUUGUUCUACAAUGGGCCAUUUACGAACUUUCACGAACACCUCAUGCUAUUCAGAAGCUUCGUUUGGAAUUAGAAGAGCUCUUUGGUCCCAGCCCAAAUCCCGCAGCCAUCCGCAACACUCUGAAAACCCACGGGGGCGAGAUAAUUAACGACAUGAUUUUUACAUCGGCUGUAAUCAAGGAGACUCUUCGUCUAUACCCUCCCGCGGGAUCUGCUCGGUUGUGCCCUCCAGGGUCAAAUUUCCACAUCCAACUUCCCGAUGGCAGCAACAUCUGUGUCGAUGGUAUAGUUCUUUAUAAUUGUGCAACUCUUGUUCAGCGAGACGCCAAUGUCUAUGGCAACACUAAAGACGAUUUUCUACCAGAGCGAUGGUUAGACAAUAGAGACACACCGAUUGCAAAGAACAAGGAUAAAGUCGACAUCAGCGGAGCCGGAGAAGGCAUUCCUGCUUCUGCAUGGAGGCCGUUUGGGAGAGGUCCAAGAAAAUGCAUUGGACAGGAACUCGCAAACAUUGAGGCUAAGGUUAUCUUAGCAUGUGUAAUCAGCAAAUAUGACUUUGAGAAAGUCGGACUUGGAGAAGCAAUGGUCGACACAAACGGGAAACCGAUUGUUAACGAGAAGGGACAGUACCAUUCCAAGACACAGCUAUACAACACACAGCAGAUCACAGCUCGGCCAGUAGAUUACAUGAGGGUCCGGGUCCGGCUAAGGCAUGACUUGUCCUAA
Messenger RNA from Colletotrichum truncatum, 1677 nucleotides. Its product is annotated as cytochrome P450 52A11. Gene Ontology annotation, molecular function: oxidoreductase activity, acting on paired donors, with incorporation or reduction of molecular oxygen; iron ion binding; heme binding. Lineage: Eukaryota; Fungi; Ascomycota; Sordariomycetes; Glomerellales; Glomerellaceae. The record is from RefSeq and is a predicted model, not a curated record.